Molecule: messenger RNA, 1765 nt
Organism: Physcomitrium patens
Lineage: Eukaryota; Viridiplantae; Streptophyta; Bryopsida; Funariales; Funariaceae
Product: mitochondrial dicarboxylate/tricarboxylate transporter DTC
Source: RefSeq, a predicted model, not a curated record
AACAUCUCCCUUGAACAUGGGACCGCCCGAUCUCAAACCCGCCCUUUGGCUCUUCGACCUCGUCGUCAGACUACUGAUUCCAUGGGCUGUGAGGGAAUCUAGUGCUCUGGGAUGAUCGUUCCCCAUGUGCUCGCUCGUCUUCUAGUAGAAGAAGUCCCAUCACCUGGCGUUUCUCAGAUAUGCAGAAACAGAUCUCCCGGGAUGAUGGUGGUAGUGUUGAUCAUGCGAAUAGCUUUCUGGUGUUUAUAGCACGGAGCUUGGGAGUGAGCAGAGUCUCGAUCUCGACAUUCAGGCUUCGUCGUGAGAUUCUUUUGUGGUUGGAGACCGGCAGAGACUGAACGAUGGCUGCGCUUGACGCCACGAAGUCGCAAGCGCCCCCAGUGGCGACCGUAGGCACUGGGAAGGCAACGUCGACAGUGUGGACGACUAUUAAACCAUUUGUGAAUGGUGGGUUGUCGGGAAUGGGUGCGACGUGCGUGAUCCAGCCCGUGGAUAUGAUCAAGGUGCGUAUUCAGCUGGGUCAGGGAAGUGCUUUGGUGGUGGCCAAGAAUGUUAUUGCGAAUGAGGGGUUUGGCGGACUGUACAAGGGUUUGUCCGCUGGGUUGCUGCGGCAAGCUACCUACACAACUACGAGGCUAGGAACGUUCAGAGCGCUCACCAGCAAAGCCAUUGCAGCCAAUGACGGGAAGCCUUUGCCAUUGUAUCAGAAGGCCUUGUGCGGGUUGACAGCCGGUGCUGUUGGAGCCUCCGUGGGCUCACCUGCAGAUCUUGCCCUAAUCCGGAUGCAGGCGGAUGCUAUCCUCCACGAAGCCCAGAAGCGGCACUACAAGAAUGCCUUCCAUGCCCUCACCCGGAUCUCCAAGGACGAGGGUGUGUUGGCCCUGUGGAAGGGAGCUGGCCCCACUGUGGUGCGAGCCAUGGCAUUGAACAUGGGUAUGCUUGCCUCUUAUGACCAGUCUGUGGAGUUCUUUAGGGACUCUUUGGGCUUCAGCGCAACGCCGACUCUCCUCAGCGCUAGUGCGGUGUCUGGGUUCUUCGCAUCCGCAUGCAGCUUGCCAUUCGACUACGUGAAGACGCAAGUGCAGAAAAUGCAGCCGGGGCCAGACGGGAAGUACCCAUACACCGGGUCUGUGGACUGCGCGUUGAAGACACUGGCACAGGGAGGACCUUUGAAGUUCUACACCGGAUUCGGAACGUACUGCGUGCGAAUCGCUCCGCAUGUUAUGAUGACCUGGAUAUUCAUGAACGAAAUCCAAAAGUUGCAAAAGAGGUCGGGGUGGUGAUGACGAUGACUUAACGAUUUUACGGGCCUGGAAGCUGUUGCUGAUAUUUGAUCAAAGUGAGGUGUAGAUUUAUGAGUGCAGGUUGAUCGCGUUUCUGAGAUGUGGUCGUAGUUCUGUGACAUGCUCUCUAAUUGCCUUCUCCUGCACAUUUUGACAUAGAUGGUUGUUUCCUCCCAAAAUUGGAACCUUGAGAAAGAGAAAAUGUCUUCAGGGCGGCAGGACCAUAUUCUGCCUUGUGUGCAUCAGAAUUGAGUGAUUCGGAAAGGAUUAAAAUGCCGUUCUGAUCACUUCUUCUAUGUGUGCACCUUGAAUUGGGUUUUUUUGACAGCUUCUUUCUUAGAAUUAGAGUGUUUCACUCGCAGCAAUGACUACGAUACAUCAGACGUACCACGUUCUUUGGAUGGUGUGUUACGAAAUGUUCGGAGUUGAAAAGGUUAUAUAAAUUUGGGUCUGUUGCGCAAAACAAGUGUGCUUAUAAUCAA